UUCUCUUCCCAAUUCACUUCCGAAGCGCCACCUGCUGUGUAACAAGUUAAAGUAUAAUUUUCAAAUGAAAUUUCUUGGGUUAAAUUGAUAAAACUAUCAAUCAAUCUUACCUUUACAUUAAUUUCGUUGUGUAAACAAAGUCUCAACCAUAAAAUGUCGUUUUUUAACUUCUCUGUAAAGCUCUUUUACAGAGCAAAGAAAAGUAUUCUGCUUGCUGUAUUUAUUUCAAUAUUCGGGUUCAUCUUUUUCACUAUUAUUCCUUCAUGGUCAGCCAACAUGGGACAAGGUUACGAACAACUCACUAACAAAUCGAGGAAAAUGAUUCAAUCAUAUAGAAAAGCCUUAAUUGGCAAUUUAAUGCCUAAAAAUAAUUCCACUUAUAAUCAACGGAAUACGGAAUGUGAUUCAUCUAUUGAUUGGGAUAUGCUCUUAGAUGACAUUACAGUAACAGGUGCUCAACUCGUUCAAUACUUCAUGUGGACUAAUCACUCAUCGUGUCACUUAUCACAUGAUUUUGGUGGUGAGAUGGGGUUUAAUCCAUCGGGAUUGGCAGGACAAAAAGCCGUCUGUAUCGAUCCCAAAAUAGCACCUAAACCUGGAAAAUGUAUUGUUUACUCAUUUGGCAUAGAUAACGAAUGGUCUUUCGAUGAAAAAAUGUCACGUUAUGGCUGUGAGGUAUUUGCCUUCGAUCCGUCCAUGGGAAUGGAUCAUCACGACCACAUUCCUGGUAACGUCCACUUCUAUAAUUGGGGAUUGGGUGACAGGGACGAAAUUGAUCAUCAUAAUAAUUGGACGUACCGUAGUCUUUCUUCAAUCUACGAUGAACUGUCCCACCGCCACGGCAGAAAGAUUAUCGACUACUUAAAAAUUGACAUCGAGUAUUCUGAAUGGCUUGCUUUGCCGGAGGUUAUUGAGUCUGGAAUGUUGUCUUAUGUCCGUCAAUUGGGCAUGGAAAUACACUUAGACAUAUAUGCUUCACUCAAAGUGCAUGUUUAUUGGGCCAAACUUUUGAGAACGAUUGAAAAAAUGGGCAUGGUACGUUUUGAUUCUGAAUACAAUCCAUGGUCUGUGGGAAAUUUUACCAAAUUUCCAUUGGCAGGUUCUUUGGGAUACGAGAUAGCGUGGUAUAACAGCAAUCUUUCACAUGUAAUUAUGCCUUGAAAAUAAAUGUUACUGUUGUUCAAAACUGCAUGAGGGCUAGAUUAUUUUACUUUAAACAAUAAAGCUGCAGCA
Messenger RNA from Daphnia pulicaria, 1233 nucleotides. RefSeq lists its product as uncharacterized. The coding region runs from base 154 to 1161 and encodes 335 amino acids. The transcript has a single exon. Lineage: Eukaryota; Metazoa; Arthropoda; Branchiopoda; Diplostraca; Daphniidae. The record is from RefSeq and is a predicted model, not a curated record.